UUUACUCUAUGGUUUCUGCUGCUGCCUUCAACAAACAAUCCUUCCACCCAUUUCCAGUGAUUUUCAAGCCGUUUGCUACAAAUAUCUAACAGAAAUGACAUCGAAAACCGAAAAGGACCGGGCCAAACAGAUCCAGGACCGAUGUCAGAACAUAUUAAUGGUUAUGCUGAAGGAUGAAGACAACAAAUAUUGUGUUGACUGUGAUGCUAAAGGACCGCGCUGGGCGUCAUGGAACCUUGGUAUAUUCCUGUGCAUCCGCUGCGCCGGCAUCCAUCGGAACCUGGGUGUGCACAUCUCCAAGGUCAAGAGCGUCAACCUGGACUCCUGGACCCCGGAGCAAGUGGUAUCCCUCCAACAAAUGGGUAACUCCCGCGCGCGCGCCGUGUACGAGGCCAACCUGCCCGACUCGUUCCGGCGGCCGCAGAACGACUCCUCUCUGGAGGCCUUCAUACGCGCCAAGUACGAACAGAAGAAGUACAUCGCCAAGGAGUGGGUGCCGCCCGCCCCGCCCAAGGUCAACUGGGACAAGGAAAUCGAUGAGGAAAUGGAAAGGCAAAAACGGAAAAAGAAGUCGACCUCGUCGGGACUGGGCCCUCUGCCCGCGCCCACCAACGACAACAAAUACAACAAAUCGGACGUAAUUCCGAGCAUACCAAAGCCCAAAUCAUCAGUCAGCCCAAAGCUGGGCCGAAACACGCCCACGGCCCAAGCGGAGUCCCCCAAGCCCACCAGCUCCGCUGAUCUCCUCGGGCUGGACACCUCCAAGCCCGAAGCCAAGCAAGAUGACAUCUUCUCCAGCUUCUUCUCCGCUCCCCAACAAUCUAUGGAACCUCCUAAAGAAGUUAAACCCGACUUGAAGACAGAGGAAGAAAAUUUCUUCAAACAGCCUGCCCCGACUGAAAAGGAAAAGAACAAACUAACUAAAGAUAGUAUACUAGCUCUAUAUAGCAAGACUCCUUCUAAUUUAGGAAGCCAAUUCAAUCAGCAAAGUUUCAUCGCGCCGGCGCAGAGUCAGUUUAAUCAAACACAGUUUAAUCAACCAGCUCAGUUUAAUCAGCAACCAGCUAAUCAGUUCAAUUCAACCAAUUUUAAUCAACCGCAGUUCACUCAACAGCAGAAUCAGUUCGGUUUCGCUAACGCGUUCCAAUCGCAGCCUUUUAACAAUGCUCCUCCACAAAAUGGAAUGCCACAACAACAACAAUUGAACCAGUUUCAAUCGAUGCCCGGGCAGUUUCAGCAGCCCUUCCCACAACAACAACAGUUUAACUCCGCCCAGCAGCAAGCGUUCCCUCAAAAUAACCAAUUUUUCAACCAGCCUCAACAACAGCCGCUAUCUCAGCAAUUCGGCUCCUUAAACUUAGGUCAGGGUUUCUCUAGCGCGUUUCCGAACGCCAAUGUUGCCAGCAAUAGCACUUGGCAGUAACUUGUUUUUAGAGACGUUCCUACACGUUAUUAUUUUUAUGUGAUAGUUUGUUUUAUCUAUGGAACAUUUGUUAUCUGUGCAAAGGAGCUGAUUUCUUUUUGAUUGUACUGGAGGACAAUAAUAUGAAUACACGUAGUCGCGAAUUUGCCGUUGACCAUGAAUUAUUUAGCUCGUUAUAUUGCUAUUAAAGACUUCACUAUUUCAGAAAUGCUCUAGAUAUAAUUAAAUACUUAGCAAAAAGACGUGUAAAGAUCGUGUAAUUCGGCUGACAUAUGGAGUAUUUUGUGAUGUUCUUUAAGUUGUCUCCAACUUAUCGGUAAAUUCGCAUAUUGUCAAGGAUUGUAAAUAAUUACAAGCAAACUUACUUUUUAAUAAGAGGUGUAAGUAUUGGUCCUAUUUAAUUUGUGAUUUACAUUAGACGUGCCACAUGUAUUGUCUGGUUGCGAGCACUUUGAAUCUAACGCACUGUUUAUUGUGUUCGUGUAUUUAAACUAAUGUAUGUAAAUUUUGAAGGUACUCGAUAUUGUUUCAUAUGAAUACUUACACUUCAUAUAUAUGUGAUUUGCCAAGAUACUUACUUCAGGUGCAUUGGGGUAACAAUGGAAAACAAGUAAUUUAGAAAAUCGCAAAUAUAUUCUAAACUUAUACUAUUCAAAACAGGAGGUUUAAAUGUUCAUUUAUAAUAUAUUUAAAUAAAUAUAUUACAUUUUGUGUUAAGCAGAAAUGUCUUCAAACUAUGCUAUUAAGCUUAGAAAUGCAUUAAAAGUGGAAAAAUUCACCGGUGUCUAGGGGCGCCUCCCUAAGGCGCAUAUAGUGGAAAUAUUCGCUGUCCUCUGGUGUAGUCUCGGUAGCUCAGUUGGCUGAACAUGGGCUAGUGAUCCAGUUUCGAGGGUUCGAGUCUCACCAGAGACAGUGAAUUUUCAAGUUUUAAAUAUAUUUCUAAGCUUAAUAUUUAGUAGAUACUUAUGAUUUCUAAAAUUAUCCGCUUUCCCGAAGUUGUCCUAUACAUACUGUGAUAACUAAUAGCAUUUCUUGAGAGGAAUAAUUUGAUGACGCAGAGUCGGUGCCUUUCGUUAUCACAAUAAAUACUUAAAUUGUAUAGUUGCCUACACAUGUUAUUCGGUUUGUGGGUCUGUGGUUCAUAGCCGAAAAACUUCCACUGCUGUUUAAAACACUUUUCCUUGUGAUUAUUACCAGAUCAACCCAGCUUCACCCAAAUAAAAUGUGUAGGUCUGUAUUUUAUAGAAUAGAUUAUUUUAUUAGUUUAUUUUUUAAGUAAACUUCGAAGUUAAGAACCUAUUAACCUCGUCUUAAAUUGUAGUCAUUAUUGUACUUCUAAAAUCGUCCUGAUUCAGAGCCACCAAAUUGUUUCAAAUGUCUAAAACGGUUAAAAAUUGAGUCAUGACAUGAUCCUAAACUUGGUGUAAUGGCAAUUGCUCAAAAAACUGCUACCCAACAGCAAUUUCGAGAUUAGGGAGCCAUACGGGUUCCGUGCUUAUAAAACUUGAAAAAAUAUAUGUCGAAAUCUUCUUACAAUUCAUGAAAAUGCCUCGCACAGCUAAACUGUGGAAUGGUCGACAGCCCGCGGUAUUCCCGGACCGAUACGGCUUCAAACCUUCAAGAAAAGUGCGUAUUUACUCCCACCUUAAAUGCCGGCAACGCACUUGCAGCCCACUGGUGUUGCAGGCGUCCAUGGGCGACGGUAAUCGCUUACCACCUCCUAUAUAAUAAAAAAGUUACGUAGUUCUGAUCUCGGGUAGAUUAAUGAUUAUAGUUAGUAGGUUCGAUGCUAUGAUAUAAUUUAAUUCAGUAUUUGAGUCCAUAUUUUUUUUAUAUUAAUUUUAUAAAUUGGUUUAAAUAAAUUUUAUUUACAAUAAUUUUGGACUGA
Cydia strobilella is the source of this 3311-nucleotide messenger RNA. RefSeq names its product stromal membrane-associated protein 1. Gene Ontology annotation, cellular component: cytoplasm. The record is from RefSeq and is a predicted model, not a curated record. The transcript is spliced from 5 exons. Gene Ontology annotation, molecular function: metal ion binding; GTPase activator activity. NCBI's taxonomy places the organism in Eukaryota, Metazoa, Arthropoda, Insecta, Lepidoptera, Tortricidae. The coding region runs from base 95 to 1423 and encodes 442 amino acids.